AGGUGGUAUGGAGCCGGAAGCAGGAAGCAGCCUGUGCUCCCCAGACCUGCCUGGCUGAGGGAGUUGGAGGCUUCUAGGAGGUAGCACUGUGCACGCCGAGAUGGCUGUGUCCACAGAGGAGCUGGAUACCACAGUUCAGGAAGUCCUGGGAAGACUGAAAAGCCACCAGUUUUUCCAGUCCACAUGGGACACUGCUGCCUUCAUCAUCUUCCUCACCUUCGUGGGUACGGUGCUGCUCCUGCUGCUGCUGGUCAUCGCCCACUGCUGCUGCUGCAGCUGCUGUGGCUCCCCCGGGCCCCGCAGGGCAAGCCCCAGGAAGGAAAGACCCAAGGGAGUGGAUAACUUGGCCCUGGAACCCUGACCGUGUGUGUCCUGCCCGGUGGCAGUAACAAAGCCUUGUCUGCCCAGA
Messenger RNA from Piliocolobus tephrosceles (Ugandan red Colobus), 409 nucleotides. It is a transcript of the gene SMIM22, whose product is annotated as small integral membrane protein 22. The record is from RefSeq and is a predicted model, not a curated record. Gene Ontology annotation, biological process: regulation of cell population proliferation. The transcript has 4 exons. Bases 101 to 361 code for a protein of 86 amino acids. NCBI's taxonomy places the organism in Eukaryota, Metazoa, Chordata, Mammalia, Primates, Cercopithecidae.